Messenger RNA from Leptopilina boulardi, 1545 nucleotides. RefSeq lists its product as uncharacterized. The record is from RefSeq and is a predicted model, not a curated record. The transcript has 6 exons. Lineage: Eukaryota; Metazoa; Arthropoda; Insecta; Hymenoptera; Figitidae. Bases 1 to 1545 code for a protein of 514 amino acids.
AUGACUGCUGUAGAAGUAGUAGGAAAAGAUAAAAACUACUUUCUACAGACAGCUAUUUUAAGUAAUGGAGAAUCAUCAAAAAUCAUGUUGAAAAUAUGGAACGAACAAACCAAUCGCCUAAAAGAAUACAUUCGUCCAAAUUUGAUUCUCCAUAUUGAUGCAGCCUCAUCAAGAAAAUUAACUUAUUCUUCAACCAUCCUAAAAGGGAAUAUGCCCUACGAAUUAGCAAUUCAGUCAAACACCAAAAUUACUAUUUUGGGAGUUAGAAAGUCAAAUAAAGUUGAAGAUGAAAUUGAUAAAUUGUAUAAUUUAGAAACAUUGGGGACGGCGACAGCUGGUACAAUGAUAAAAAUUAAAGGUUUCUUAAGAAAUAACUUCUUGGAAGCAAAUUUAAACACCGAAUCCAAGAAACAAGCCUGUUCGACAAUAGUCGAAAAUAAAAAAAGAAUUGAAAUAAGAGUGAAAAAUUACACACCACAAGAAAUAAAUAAAAUUCAAAAAGGAAAUGAAAUUGAAGUUUGCGGAGUAAUUAAUUUCGGAAGGACAAUUCAGCCGUACAGAAAUACCGAACAUAAUGGAAAUGAGCAGGAGAGAAAUGCUGAUCGAGAAAGGAGAAAUAGAGAAAUAGAGGAGCAAAGAACAUACAGAGAGAAAAAGGAGAAAAUGGAAAAAGAAUAUGAAGAGAGAAGAAGAGAGGCUCUGAAAGAGGACUUGCUACGCGAUGAAAGGUACAGAAAGGAAAGGGAGGAAGUAAAGAAGAAUUAUGAAGACUCAAAAAAGCGCGAGGAGGAGAGGCGGCGCGAUGAGGUGCAUCGCCGCGAGGAGGAGUUGCGUCGCGAGGAGAGGAGGCGACGCGAUCAGGAGAGGCGCGAAGAACUAAGCAGACGAGAGGCCGCACAGAAAAAUAAAAUAAACAAAGUGAUAAUUCAAAGUGAACGAGAGAAUCAACAAAAGAGAUAUCCAGAGAGUUAUCCAGAUCUACAAAGACGUAUCCAGAGAGUUAUCCAGUUCUACGAAGUGUUAUCCAGAGUGUUAACCAAGCAGCGAUCCAGAUAUCCAUAUCUACGAAGUGUUAUCGAGAGUGUUAGCCAAGCACCGAUACAGAUAUCCAGGUCUACAGAGAGGUAUCUAGAGAGUUAUCCAAGUAUACGAAACAGAAUUCGAGAUUUUCCAGUACUACGAUCCAGACCAACAUUCAAAAGCAACAUUGAAGAGAGAAAUGCUGAUCGAGAAAGGAGAAAUAGAGAAAUCGAGGAGCAAAGAACAUACAGAGAGAAAAAGGAGAAAAUGGAAAAAGAAUAUGAAGAGAGAAGAAGAGAGGCUCUGAAAGAGGACUUGCUACGCAAAGAAAGGUACAGAAAGGAAAGGGAGGAAGUAAAGAAGAAUUAUGAAGACUCAAAAAAGCGCGAUGAGGUGCAUCGCCGCGAGGAGGAGUUGCGGCGCGAGGAGAGGAGGCGACGCGAACAGGAGAGGCGCGAAGAACUAAGCAGACGAGAGGCCGCACAGAAAAAUAAAGUUAAUGAUUGGUUAAAAAAAUCUUUUUAA